AUGAUGACUAACAUGAGAUUCGCCGCCUCCGAGAGAGAGUACACCCGAAGUGGAGAACAGCAUCGACGACGACUCGACUUGACUGACGAACGGAAAAGGAGAUCUGAGAUGACCACAGCCUCAGAGCUGUUUUCUGAGGAUGCGCGAGCACGUUUUUCGCACACCAAGGCACUGUUUGAACAGCUGGAACGACAGCAAGAGCAGGUGCCUUCGUUCUACUCGCCUCGACCGACACGACAACCGCCACCGUUGCCACCGAAACCGUCUGUCCCAUGUCCAGGAAGUCCCAUAUCUCAGGUUGCCCGAAAUUUCUCAGAGCUGGCUUCCGACCUCGAAUUGCUGAAUCGCGGUUCACCGCGUGGUGCUCAAGAAUCCUUAAAAUUCACAAGGAGUAUGCCGGUGAAUCAGCAAAGACCAACCUACGACCAGCAAAGGCCCCAAUAUGAGCCGUCACCGCCACCAGCAUCGAACUACAACGAAGCCCUUCGACAACGAACCAACUACGAACCCUACUGGCGUGAUCCAUCCUUCUACAGAAGACGAUUCGGUGAUGAUCGCGACGAGAAUGGCAUAUUAGACGCAGAUGCACAAGCAAUGCGACAUACGACGUAUGCUCUGGUGAAAACCCGACGCGACGCUGACGAUGAAGACGGUCGAACCGUGUCGUCAAGAGGCGCAUCGUCGGAUGAUGAACGAAUCGACGGAGUGCUCGAAACUCGACGUGGUCUCAGUCCCGAACGUGACCUCGACCGCGACAGAAAGGUCUCCUUCAGCACAGCACCGAUACCUGUAUAUUGUACUCAUUCCGUAGAAGAAUAUGAUCGUAAAAAUGAGGAUAUCGAUCCGGUUGCAAGUUGUGCCGAAUAUGAACUUGAAAGGCGAUUAGAACGUAUGGAAUUGUUCGACGUAAUGCUCGAAAAAGGUCCCGAGGGUCUUGGCGUGUCCAUUAUCGGAAUGGGAGUCGGAGCCGAUUCGGGACUGGAAAAGUUAGGAAUCUUUGUGAAGAAUAUUACUCCUGGAGGAGCUGUACACAGAGACGGACGGGUACGAGUUUGCGAUCAGAUUGUGUCCGUUGAUGGCAAAAGCCUCGUCGGAGUCAGUCAACUUUACGCGGCUGAAACGCUUCGAGCCACUUCGAAUCGAGUACUUUUCACUAUUGGACGUGAACCAAACCUUGAAGAAUCCGAAGUAGCUCAGCUGAUUAGACAGUCCCUAGAAGCUGACCGAGCACGAAUCGUCAACGAAGACGGAGAAGAAAGUCAACCUGAAGAAAGUGAACCUCCAACUUCGCGAAGCAUGGAUGAAGCUGAGAUUAGGGCAAAGAUAGCAGCAUUAGAGUUGGAAUUGGAAAUGUCACAGAAGAAAGCCGAUCAAAUGCAUGAAGUAUUAGAUAGCACAAAAUCGCAUUAUGAUCAGCUUGAGAAGAAAUAUGAUCAGGCUAAUCAGCUUCUGAGAAAUUAUCAAGAAAGAGAAAAAGAGCUCUUAUCCCGAGAGGAAAAUCAUGUGGAGCAGUUAAGAGAUAAGGAUGCUCAUUAUUCUCAUCUUGUGGCUCAGCUGAAGGAACGAAUUGAAGAAUUGGAGGCGAAACUUGAAGAGAUGGACGAACGACGGCAAUCUAUAGCCAAUAACGAACUCACCGAACUCAGGGAUAAAUUGAAAGACAAGCUGGAGAAGCGCGAUGAGGGUUUGGCAUAUAAACCCGGCGGCGAACUUCCUCAUGAAGAUAAAGCUGUAAUGGCUAAUAUGGAUGCAAAAGAGCCAAAAACUACCAUUAAUAACAAUGUUCCGAAGGCUACGAAAGCCGAGGAGAGCUUGCAAUGGGCAUCCAAAAUCAUUCUGAUCAAAGAGAGUCGAACACGACAGAUACCAUUUCUGUACGAACCGCAUUUUCCAGCUUUUUUAACGAAGAACCUCCAAAGUCGAAAUUUGAGGUGCCCGGCGAGAUGCCGACACGCCUCUUGUGUAUGUCAAUACGAGACAUGUUUUCUUUGUACCGAACUGUCUCGAAUUUUUUUUUCGCGCAUAGAAAGGAAAGCGAUCGGCGUUUUUGGGGAAAUCCAACGCUUUGGUGAAGCGUGUGACGGGUUUUGCCACUCCCUAAUUGCGCAAUUUCUAACCAAAAAAUUGCGAGAAUUUGCUACCAACUACAUAGAAGGGCUGGAUGUCAGGGAUUUAGAAAGCAGUCAGUUAUUACUAUGGAUAAAAGGAAUUGCGCUAAAUCCAAACUCUGCUUUACAACUCGUAAAAAUGUCAACCGUUUCUAGUGAAAAAAACCAGUAA
Messenger RNA from Cylicocyclus nassatus, 2280 nucleotides. Lineage: Eukaryota; Metazoa; Nematoda; Chromadorea; Rhabditida; Strongylidae. The record is from the annotation of a GenBank genome assembly.